UAUAUACCCACGCAUUUGGCAUCGCGGGAGCUUUUUCCCCAAUUUGAAACCUUAAUCCCCAAAUCUUGACGAUCUGCAUAUUCAUCCUUGGUCAGUUUUUGUUUGAAUCUGAACCGCAAUGGCCCGUACAAAACAAACCGCUCGUAAGUCGACUGGUGGAAAAGCUCCCAGGAAACAACUCGCCACCAAGGCCGCCAGGAAAUCUGCUCCUACAACCGGAGGAGUCAAGAAGCCUCAUCGAUACCGUCCUGGAACCGUCGCUCUUCGUGAGAUCCGUAAGUACCAGAAGAGUACAGAGCUUCUCAUCCGUAAGCUGCCAUUCCAGAGGCUUGUUCGUGAAAUCGCACAGGAUUUCAAGACUGACCUAAGGUUCCAGAGUCACGCUGUGUUGGCUCUUCAAGAGGCUGCAGAAGCAUACCUUGUUGGUCUCUUUGAGGACACUAACUUGUGUGCCAUCCAUGCCAAGAGGGUGACCAUAAUGCCCAAAGAUAUCCAAUUGGCCAGGCGUAUUCGUGGGGAGCGUGCUUAGACUCCUUUACAACUACUUGGUUUAAUUUUUGUUGCAAGGGGUAUGUAAAGAACCUCAUUUUUAGAUGAAGUUGUCAUGUUUUAGGCAGUUGCUUUUGAUAAAACGUAUUAGCGUGGGAUGUAAAUUCUCUAAUGAUUGUUUAUGGAUAUGGUAUUUUUAGUUCGAGCUUGUUGCA
Cynara cardunculus var. scolymus (artichoke) is the source of this 704-nucleotide messenger RNA. RefSeq names its product histone H3.3. Gene Ontology annotation, molecular function: protein heterodimerization activity; structural constituent of chromatin; DNA binding. The transcript is spliced from 5 exons. NCBI's taxonomy places the organism in Eukaryota, Viridiplantae, Streptophyta, Magnoliopsida, Asterales, Asteraceae. Gene Ontology annotation, cellular component: nucleosome. The record is from RefSeq and is a predicted model, not a curated record. Bases 119 to 529 code for a protein of 136 amino acids.